UGAGAGGAGGAGCUACACAAAUGAAUAUGAACAGUGUCACUUUGGAACAGAAGAGCUGCUGUGUUCUCUCUACUGUUCAUUUAUCACAGGAACAACAAUGCAGCUUCCUUUGGUUUGGAUGAUGAUAGUAUUCUUUCAUACUGGAUCCUCUGAGGAAUUAGUGACACCAUUCAGAGAGGUAAUGAUGGCUGUUGAUGGAGAAAAUGUGACUCUCUCCUGCAACUAUUCAGGCUCUGCCAACUACCUCUACUGGUAUCAGCAGAAAUCAGGUUCAUCUCCACAACAUCUCAUAGGAGGAUAUUCAGAGAAACAAGGGAAGUUGUCUACAAGACAUGAUAAACAAUCUAAUGAGUUUCAUCUGGAGAUCUCCUCUGCUGCACUGACUGACUCUGCUGUGUACUACUGUGCUCUGAGGCCCACAGUGACAGGAAACACCACAACUCUGUACAAAAACCUCUGGAGAGAAGACAACACAAUACUCGAGCAUGAAAAUAACCCACAUUGUAUCUACAGAACAAUAAAUCUUCUAGUUUUAAAAACACAAAUUAACAAAAUGUUCAUUCUUUCUCCAGGUAUCAGCUGUAAAGAAGUCACUCCAGAGAAGAACGAACAGUACAGUUUAGAGAACAGUACUGUUACUCUGUCCUACAGAUACUCACAACAAACAACAGCUGGAGAUGAAUUUUACUGGUAUCAACAAUAUCCAGGAAAACAACCACAGUUCAUCAUCUCUCACUCAGGAACAGGACGACUUAUAUCAGAUCCAGUCUCUGGACUGUCUGUUACAGUGAGAGAGGAUAAAAAACAUCUGGAUCUACAGAUCUCCUCUGCUGCACUGACUGACUCUGCUGUGUACUACUGUGCUGUGAAGCCCACAGUGACAGGAAUCACCACAACUCUGUACAAAAACCUCUGGAGAGAAGACAACACAAUACUCCACAACAUCCACUAGAGGGAGUCACACUCUGAUAAACU
Labrus mixtus (cuckoo wrasse) is the source of this 975-nucleotide messenger RNA. RefSeq lists its product as uncharacterized. The coding region runs from base 98 to 952 and encodes 284 amino acids. Lineage: Eukaryota; Metazoa; Chordata; Actinopteri; Labriformes; Labridae. The transcript is spliced from 3 exons. The record is from RefSeq and is a predicted model, not a curated record.